Messenger RNA from Lycium barbarum (goji berry), 516 nucleotides. Its product is annotated as cold shock domain-containing protein 3-like. The transcript is spliced from 3 exons. NCBI's taxonomy places the organism in Eukaryota, Viridiplantae, Streptophyta, Magnoliopsida, Solanales, Solanaceae. Gene Ontology annotation, molecular function: zinc ion binding; nucleic acid binding. The record is from RefSeq and is a predicted model, not a curated record. Bases 1 to 516 code for a protein of 171 amino acids.
AUGAAGGAAGAAGAAGCCCUGCAGAAGCAAAAAGAUAGAGAGUUUAGCAAGAGGGCUAAGUCUGCUGGUAAUUUCAGUCAUGGGGGAUCUCAAGGUGAUGGCAACCCUAGUGCUCCAUUUCAGAGGUCCAAGUUUAACCAGAAAGACCGGAACUUCGGAACGGCAGGCUCACAUUCACAGGCCAACGUGACCAACUGUGGUUUUCAACACCCUACUUGCAACACUUGUGGUAAGAAACAUUCAGGAGUAUGCCGUUUGGGCAUGGAUGGUUGUUUUGGGUGUGGUCAGCCGGGUCAUUUUCUGCGGGAUUGUCCGUCCGCAAGACAGAAUACCGGAGGUAACAGUAAUAUAGCUCAGUCCACAAAUUCAGCAGCUCCCCGAAAUUCCCAAGCCCAGCAGGGGUGCAGGGAAACAAAGUCCGGUAAUACGGGCGGUGGUCAGAAUCGUCUGUAUGCACUGUCAGGUCGCCAGGAUACAGAGGCUCGUGGAGAUGUAAUAGAAUGGACUGGAAUUUGA